GACGAGUUUUCGAUUAUAGGGAAAAAUGUUGCUGCGAAACUUCGGAAAUUGUCAGCAGAGACCAAGAUUUAUACGGAAAAACUAAUAAAUGACCUAUUAUUCCAAGCAGAACUUGGAAAAAUUUCCGAAAAUACGAAAAUUAUAACAGAAAUAAUCCAGCCAACAGGACGCAGACGUGGGGUAAUAAUGGACGACUACUUCGACUACGAACACGAACGUCGGGCGAAAAAUCCGCAUCAGCGACUUGCCGAUGAUAAUAUUAAAGCGAAACGUCUUUCGGAUGCCGGGUUAGAUGGGAGGAGAAGUACCGAUGAAGAUCCGGAAUUGCUAGAUCAAUUCGAUAAUUUUUAUCAGACGACUAAGAGUUUGUUGGUUUUGUUUCAAAUUAUGGGGGUGAUGCCUAUUGAACGAUCUGGAAAAGGAAAUACCACAUUUAGGUGGUUUUCAGGAACUGCAAUCUACGCAUAUGUUAUAUUUGCCGCUGAAACUGUAUUUGUAACCAUAGUUUUUAAAGAACGUCUCCUAUUAAUUCUUCAAAAAGGUAAACGUUUCGACGAAUAUCUCUACGGUAUAAUUUUCUUAAGCAUCCUGGUGCCUCAUUUCUUAUUACCGAUAGCUGCGUGGACUAACGGCAAUGAGGUGGCAAAGUUUAAAAAUAUGUGGACGAGAUUCCAAUUAAAAUAUUACCGAAUAACGGGUACCGCGAUUAUUUUUCAUAACUUAUCGUUAAUAACAUGGAGCUUGUGCAUAUUUUCUUGGGCUUUAGGAAUAGCAUUAAUGGUCGCCCAGUAUUAUCUGCAACCGGACAUGCAAUUAUGGCACACCUUCGGUUAUUACCACAUCUUGGCAAUGUUGAAUUGUCUGUGUUCGUUAUGGUUUAUAAACUGUACGGCUAAAGGCCGCGUGGCUAAAGAUUUAGCUCAAAAUCUUCAUUACGCGUUAGAAUCUAACGAUCCAGCUAGUAAAUUAGCAGAGUACAGAGACUUGUGGGUCGAUUUAUCCCAUAUGAUGCAACAAUUAGGAAAAGCUUACAGCGGAAUGUACGGAAUGUACUGCAUAUUAAUACUUUUAACCACAAUCGUUGCUAGUUAUGGGUGUUUAACAGAAAUUUUGGACCAUGGGUUAUCGUUUAAAGAAGCUGGUUUAUUUCUUAUUGCUUUUUACUGCUUGAGUUUGUUGUUUAUUAUUUGUAAUGAAGCUUAUCAUGCCUCCGCUAAAAUGGGACCUGGAUUUCGGGAACGAUUACUUAAUGUAAAUUUAGCAGCUGUAGAUACAAGAACAAGACAGGAAGUUCAUAUGUUUUUGACGGCUAUUGAUAAAAAUCCGCCUGUUAUGAAUUUGAAUCAAUAUACGGAUAUUAAUAGAAAACUUAUUUCAAGUACUUUAACCUCAAUGGCAACAUACUUGGUGAUGUUAAUGCAGUUUAGAGCUACCUUAAUGCGAAAUUCUGCGUUACAAGUACAUCGAACGGCAUCGAGCAAUCUCAAUAAAACGAUAUGAGGCGUAGUAGAAUGAAAGAAAGUUCUGCAAGUUGCCGAGUGUGUUCAAGAAUAAAAAAACACCAACUCUUCUUUAUGUUACUAAAGAGACAUAAGUUUACGUAUACGUGACGAGAAUGCAGUUGAUUUAACUAAUAUAAUAUUAGACAACAAAUUUGAAGAAUUGGAUGUAUUCAUGAAGACGUCAUUUGCAGAGGAACCUUAACCGCCGAAGAAAUUAUUGCUUCAGUGCAAGUUCAAAACGAAAACAAUAAUAGUUACCAUAAAGAUGGAUUCAUUAUAAUCGGACAUCACAUUUCAUGAUUUUUUACUCAAAAAAACGUUU
Onthophagus taurus is the source of this 1824-nucleotide messenger RNA. NCBI's taxonomy places the organism in Eukaryota, Metazoa, Arthropoda, Insecta, Coleoptera, Scarabaeidae. The record is from RefSeq and is a predicted model, not a curated record.